CUUCUCUCCAGAGAUACUGCCUGUCCGGCUGAGUUAAUCCAGCUUUGUGUGUCUAUUUACUUCGUUUAAUUUAGUUUAGUUUAGAGAUACAGCGUGGAAACAAGCCUUUCACCCGCCAAAUGUGCACUGACCUGCGAUCCCUGCACACCAACACUAUCCUACACACACUAGCGAAAACUUACAUUUACACCAAGCCAAUUAACCGACAAACCUGUACGUCUUUGGAGUGUGGGAGGGAACCGGAGCGCCUGGAGAAAACUCACGGGGACGGGGAGAACGUAAAACUCCGUACGGACAGCACCCGUAGUUGGGAUGGAACUCGGGUCUCUGGCGCUGUGAGGCAGCAACUCUACCGCUGCGCCACCGUGUUGCCUGGUAACACUGUAACCAACGAACCUUUGUUGUGGUUGUUUCGGCAGAAGGCCGUCCGGGAGCUGGUGUACUCGGGGAUCUACGACCAGCGGGAGGAUUACACCGUGGUCCUGCAGCCCUUCCUCCGGAACUUGAGGCUCCCUCUCAAUGCCGAAGGCAAAGCUGAUCUCAGCUACUUUUCGGGGAGCGACCUCCAUUUCAGUGUCAGGAGCUUUCCCCUUUUAGCCAGCGGUCUUUGGAAUAAUAUGCUCGAACCUGCUGGUCAGAAAAAUGAAGUCCUUGAAUUGUCACCAACGCUGCCCCCGUUGCACUGUCCAGAGCAGGAAAGGCCUUAUCUCUACACGUACCACAACAGCAAUUAUGGAGUGCGGCAGCGGGGAAAAGCCGGAUGGUCAGAUCAGAAGGUGUUUGGCAGUGAACUGACCUGUGCGGACAGGGAUGCAUCCAAGACUGUUCCGGUCUCAGUCCACAAGCUCAGACCAGCAGAUGUAAAGGUGAUCGCAGCCCUCGGUGAUUCAAUCACAGCAGGUAAUGGGGCUGGAUCAAAGCCCAAUGACGUGUUUGAUGUUCUCUCCCAGUACCGAGGUCUCUCCUGGAGCAUCGGUGGAGACGGGAAUAUAACAACAGUCACCACACUGAGCAACAUUCUCCGUGUGUUCAACCCAUCCCUGGUUGGAUAUUCCACCGGUAUUGGUCGGCAGGACACCCAACAUGCUUUCCUGAACCAGGCUGUGGCGGGAUCUGUUACCGGGGAGUUGAUGCCCCAGGUCAGGGAACUCCUGAAGCGGAUGAAGAAUAAUUUGCUCAUCAAUUUUCAAGAGGAUUGGAAGAUAAUUACCCUGUUUGUUGGAGGGAACGAUCUUUGUGACUACUGCAAGAACCCGGCAGAAUUCUCGCCAGAUAACUUUAUCAAGAACAUACAAGAAGUUCUGGAUACUCUGCAUAAUGAGGUACCCAGAGCCUUUGUGAACUUGGUGACAGUUCUCCACAUCCUCCCGCUGCGAGAAUUAUUCGCCGACACGCGUGUGAAGUGCAGUCUCUUCAUCUUAAAUAUGCUUUGCAAGUGUGUUGUUAAUCCUGAGGACAACUCGGUACAGCUGGAUGAACUGGAAACCCUGAACCGGGAAUAUCAGAGACGAACGCACACAUUGAUCAACUCUGGAAGGUAUGACAGUAGAGAAGACUUCACCGUGGUCAUCCAGCCAUUUAUGGAAGACAUCGAGAUGCCGAGAGACAAGAACGGAGUGCCGGAUAUAUCCUACUUUGCCCCAGACUGCUUUCACUUCAACGUGAAGACCCAUGCACAGGCAGCACGCAGCUUGUGGAAUAACAUGCUGGAGCCUUUGGGCGGAAAGACCAUGAAUCAGUCAAUUGACCAGCUAAUCUAUCUUAGCUGUCCUUCACAGGAGCAUCCUUACUUAAGAACAUACAGGAACAGUAACUACACUUACCCAAACAACUCUGGCCAAGCGACUUCUGAGGCCCCCCGGACCACCGAGACCACAGUUGCACCAUCACACAAGCCAUCUACAACACAAGUGCCCAUGGAAACAACGUCACCCAUUGUGAGAACCACAGGAUUUUACGAGCAGGUCAGUAGAAACACUGCUAAUUGUGGAUGAAGAAAUAGUGCUGGGGUGACAUUUUUGUUAAAUCGUUUUUAUAAAUUCAUAAGUGAUUCAUAAACGUCACAAGCUAUGGUUUUCUGUCUUUGAUCAAAUAGAGUUAUAGAGUCAUCAAGUGAUACAGCAUGGAAACAGGCCCGACUUGCCCACACCGGCCAACAUGUCCAGCUACACUAGUCCAACAAGAUUUUUCUUUCUUUUUUUCUUUUUAAACUUAUUUCCUCGGGUUUCCGAUUCCCCACCUCUGGGCAAGAGAGUCUGUGCAAUCUAUUCCUCUCAUGAUUUUGUACACUUCUAUAAGAUGCCCCCUCAUCCUCCUGCGCUCCAAGGAAUAGAGUCCCAGCCUACUCAACCUCUCCAUAUUCUUCAGGACCUGGCAACAUCCUGGUAAAUGUGCUCUCCACCAUUUCCAGCUUGACAACAUCUUUCCUAUGACGGGGUGACCUGUUUUCCAGAUGUGGUCUCACCAAUGUCUUUCACAUGGUCUUGUGAAUUUUCAAUCCUCGGUGAAUGAAAGGUGGUGCAGCGUUCAACCUCUACGCUGGCUGCUGCUAACUGUCUGCUUUUGCUUCAUUUGUCGACGUCCGAACAUGUUGUUGAACUUCUCAGAAACAUUGGCGUCAGUUAGUUAAUCCAUCUAGUGUGGCACGGUGGUGCAGCGGUAGAGUUGCUGCCGCACAGCACCAGAGACCCGGGUUCAAUCCUGCCUACGGGUGCUGUCUGUACGGAAUUUGUACAU
Messenger RNA from Leucoraja erinaceus (little skate), 2736 nucleotides. RefSeq names its product phospholipase B1, membrane-associated-like. The coding region runs from base 120 to 1994 and encodes 624 amino acids. Gene Ontology annotation, biological process: phospholipid metabolic process. The record is from RefSeq and is a predicted model, not a curated record. Gene Ontology annotation, molecular function: phosphatidylcholine lysophospholipase A1 activity; retinyl-palmitate esterase activity; A2-type glycerophospholipase activity. Gene Ontology annotation, cellular component: brush border membrane. The transcript is spliced from 19 exons. NCBI's taxonomy places the organism in Eukaryota, Metazoa, Chordata, Chondrichthyes, Rajiformes, Rajidae.